GAGGAAGUCAAGGCGCCUGCGCGGAGAGGCCGCUUUCCAUCCGGGUCUCUGUCCGUGCGGUGCAGCAGGUCGGUAGGCGGGAAAUGGCGACUGGCUGAAGGAGCUGGUUCUGUUGCUGCUGCGGGCUAAGCGGGAAAGACACCACACAUUGCGCAGUCGGGACCAUCGCCGGAGCCUGAGGACACUUCUCUGUCGUCACAGUUAGUUUUAUAUGUGGCACUCAUAAAGAUGAGGCUGAGAACACGGAAAGCUUCUCAGCAAUCAAAUCAAAUCCAAACACAACGUACUGCUAGAGCAAAGAGGAAAUAUUCAGAGGUUGAUGAUAGCCUACCUUCAGGGGGAGAAAAAACACCGAAAAAUGAAACCGGCUUGUUGUCUUCAAUUAAAAAAUUCAUUAAAGGAAGCACACCCAAGGAAGAGAGAGAAAAUCCUUCGAAACGGAGUAGGAUUGAACGUGAUAUAGAUAAUAAUUUGAUCACAUCAACACCAAGAGCAGGAGAAAAGCCUAACAAACAGUUAUCUCGAGUAAGACGGAAAAGUCAAGUAAAUGGAGAAGCUGGUAGUUAUGAAAUGACAAAUCAACAUGUAAAACAAAAUGGAAAAUUAGAAGAUAAUCCUUCCUCUGGCAGUCCUCCAAGGACUACAUUGUUGGGGACCAUAUUUUCUCCUGUCUUCAACUUUUUUUCACCAGCAAAUAAAAAUGGAACAUCAGGAUCCGAUUCCCCAGGACAGGCUGUGGAAGCUGAAGAGAUAGUAAAACAACUUGAUAUGGAACAGGUGGAUGAGAUCACUACCAGUACUACUACGUCAACGAAUGGAGCAGCUUACUCAAAUCAAGCAGUUCAAGUGAGGCCAUCGAUAAAUAAUGGUUUAGAAGAAGCAGAAGAAACAGUUAAUCGUGAUAUCCCACCCCUUACAGCACCAGUAACUCCAGAUAGUGGUUAUUCAUCAACUCACGCAGAGGCUACCUAUGAAGAAGACUGGGAAGUAUUUGACCCGUAUUAUUUCAUCAAACAUGUUCCACCACUGACAGAAGAACAACUAAAUAGGAAACCUGCUCUUCCAUUGAAAACAAGAAGCACACCAGAAUUCUCCCUAGUUUUAGACCUGGAUGAAACACUAGUACACUGUAGUCUAAAUGAGCUAGAAGAUGCAGCACUUACUUUUCCAGUCCUUUUCCAAGAUGUCAUUUAUCAGGUUUACGUGAGAUUAAGACCAUUCUUCAGGGAAUUCCUGGAACGAAUGUCUCAGAUGUAUGAGAUCAUUCUUUUUACUGCUUCUAAGAAGGUGUAUGCAGACAAGUUACUGAACAUACUAGACCCUAAAAAGCAACUGGUCAGGCAUCGGCUUUUCCGUGAACAUUGUGUUUGUGUACAAGGAAACUAUAUAAAGGACUUAAAUAUCCUUGGAAGAGAUCUUUCAAAGACUAUAAUAAUUGACAACUCACCACAAGCCUUUGCAUAUCAGCUAUCUAAUGGAAUCCCUAUAGAAAGCUGGUUUAUGGAUAAAAAUGACAAUGAACUCCUAAAAUUGAUUCCGUUUCUGGAGAAGCUUGUAGAACUGAAUGAAGAUGUUCGACCUCACAUCAGAGACAGAUUUCGCUUGCAUGAUUUGCUGCCCCCAGAUUAAGUACAAAGACUUGUCAAAUCACUGAAGGGGGAGAGAAUGCAGGACCCUUUUGGACUAAGACAAAAACAUUGCCAUUACUGUUGAAAUUUUGCAUUUUUGUACCCCGUCUUGCUUUUCUUAUCUUUGGUGCCCAAUAAUAAUCAAGGGUUACAGAAAGAGACUUUAUCUCAGAUUGAAUACACACAGUAGGUAGGCUAAAACAGAAGAGUCUUUAGAACUAGUGCAACUCCAGUGAAAUUUUUUUAUGUACAGGACAUCUGCAGUUUAUAAAGAAUUCUGUUUCUGCCACCAGCAGUUUGACCUGUAGUCACACAGGAUUUUAUGAUAAUAACAGAGAUGAAAAUGGACUUUUAUUUUCUCUCUGUUUGGUGCUCUAAGUGGGUUUGUAGCCACUUUUCUGUUACUUUAAGAUUCUCAUUUCAACAGGAAUGGCCAGUAAAAGUUGUUUUAUUUUUCCUGUUAAGGUUUAUAACCUUUUUACAUUUUUGACCUGUAUUAGAUUAGAUUUUCAUUAUGCAUUCCUUUUAGUUGAGGCGCUUCAUAGUUUUCUGGAAAUAGUCAAUUUUUAGUUUUUUAUUACACAUUUGAAUGGCCGUUUUCCUGCUUUGUCUGCCUGCAUAUUGUAUAUUUGUUUAAAAAUAUUCUCUACUUUUAGUCCAUGUAAGUUUCAUUUAGAAAGACAUGCAUUUAUAUUUUGUUUCUGUAAUAUUCUACUGUAGGUGAAAUCUUUUAAAAAAAAAAUCAAAGGACUGGGUA
Molecule: messenger RNA, 2385 nt
Organism: Neomonachus schauinslandi (Hawaiian monk seal)
Lineage: Eukaryota; Metazoa; Chordata; Mammalia; Carnivora; Phocidae
Gene: CTDSPL2
Product: CTD small phosphatase like 2
Exons: 13
Coding region: 229-1629 (466 amino acids)
Molecular function (GO): phosphoprotein phosphatase activity
Source: RefSeq, a predicted model, not a curated record